CCUGGAGAGACCCGAAUCCUUCCUCAAUUUUACAUGCAGCAUCGGCUGCUAACGGAAGUUCCUCAGGAAAGUUGAAAUCUGGAAGCACUUGGGCUCUUGGUGAAAGAUUUAGAAAGCCCGCAGAAGCGCCCCUCCUCCCCAAAUGAUGAGUCUGAUGAAAAGAAAUUAACAAGCCGUGUAGGGAGCCGCACAGGAUCAGCCAUGCCUGCUGCCCAAGUCUGUCUGUUGGUUGUUGCUAUGGCUACGGAAAGCCCGUGGAACCCAACGAGCUGUCUGCAGCAGUGCUGAGAGCACCAGCCAUUUUCCUUAUGGAAAACAGUGUGGCAUAUUCUGCUGAGCCUCCCCCUGGAAGAAGCAUGGACUGAAGAAUCCAUUCAGAGAAGAGAGAGGCAAGGGGCAUGCUGGCCUGCGGUGAUGAGAGCCCCCCACGCCUGCGAGCUGCCGUUUGCACCAGCCGUUGACGGCUGCUCUGAUUAGCUGAUUGGAGAACUUGGAAUGCAGAGUGAUAAUGCUGCCUGUCGGCUCUCAGACAGCAGAAAAGGGUUUUGUCUUGGGAAGGCAAGCCUUCCCUGCAAGAUCAUCGCCGCCGCUGCCUGGCUGCUCGCCCUGAAAAGGAGUGACCCAAAAAGAGGGUGUCACCGUCUGCAAACAGGGGUCCUGUGCCUGGCUGCUGCCUAUGAGCGGCGGGGCUGAAGAAGCAGGUGUGUGCUCGGAUGGGCGCGGGGCUGGAAGGCAGGCGGCCGCUCUCGGGUGUACCUGCUUCCGUUAGCAGAUUGUUGGCUCCUAGAGCUCUGCCUACCCGCUGAGGCCGAGGCUGAGAAGGUCCCUGGGUAGCCACUGGACGGACAGAGACACUUGGAUUGGACUUAAUCUUAAACCUCUGGAGUUCAAGACCUUUUAAAAAGGGCUAAAUAAACAAUCUCUACAUGUAAAAGGCCACUGACUCCUACUUCCUCUGUUGAGAGCAACUGUUGAACCCCAGCUGCCUGUAGGAAAACUGAAGACUUUAAUAGCAAACCCUCCAAGGUCAAAAUGAAUACAGAUAGCGGUGGGUGUGCUCGCAAACGUGCUGCCAUGUCUGUUACAAUAACAUCUGUGAAGAGAGUUCAGAGUUCUCCAAACCUAUUGGCUGCAGGGCGUGAUUCUCAGUCACCAGACUCAGCUUGGAGAUCUUACAAUGAUCGAAAUCAAGAGACACUGAACGGAGAUGCUACAUAUUCCUCUCUUGCAGCAAAAGGUUUCAGAAGUGUUCGACCAAACUUACAAGAAAAAAAGUCACCAACUCAGGCACCCUUUCCACCACCCAGAAAAGAGAGCUCUUGUAGCUCUUUGAUAACCAAUCACCAAAAGUGUGACAUUUUAGACCAAUUAGUAACUAACACACAAACUCCCUCCUGUACAAAGUACUCUACUAACAAAAAACCUCUUGAGGGAAUUAUGUAUUCUCAUGACGACUCUAACCAGACAAUUGUAUAUUCGGAAGAAUCUAACACAACUGUGUCGUAUACACAAAAAAUCACUAACCCGCUACCAAUAGCUGCCAGCACUGGUCCCCUACCAAAUGCUGAUAUCAGCACUCCAUUUCUACAAGAAGACUACACACAAGAUUCUCAGACUCGAAGAAUUUCUACAUUGAAACUAAUCCAUAACCAGGAUCUAGGAAGCAGUGUCCACUUUAAUACUCCACAGUUCUCUCAGUCUGUGGAAGUCCCUUCAUUUCUCAAAAGGCCUUGCUCACCACCCCCUAACCCAGUGCCUGAGAUACACACAGCAUCUCUUUCUAUUCAGAUAAAUCCCGUUUCAGGACAUGAUCCUGAAAGCCACAAACAGCUACCUGAGCUUUCUCCAGAGACUACAAAGAUACCUCUUCCGCAAGAGAGACAAAAAUCUGCAGUUGCUGCGGCCUCCCAGUCCUCAGACUGCCGGGUGCCUGGAAACCAGAACUUAGCUGCCAAUGUGCUGGAGAGCCAGAUAACAGUGAAUGGAAACUCUGGAGGUGCUGUGAAUCCAAUGAGUUACUAUCAAAGGCCGUUUUCCCCUUCAGCUUACUCUCUCCCAGGCUCGCUCAAUUCAAGCAUUAUCAUGCAGCAUGGCCGCUCACUGGACUCCGCAGAGUCGUAUCCCCAGCACGCGCAGUCCCUGGACGGCACCAUGGGCAGCUCCAUCCCACUGUACAGGUCCUCGGAGGAGGAGAAGAGGGUGACGGUCAUCAAAGCCCCACACUACCCGGGGAUCGGGCCCGUGGAUGAAUCCGGAAUCCCCACAGCAAUUAGAACGACAGUUGACAGACCAAAGGACUGGUACAAGACAAUGUUUAAGCAAAUCCACAUGGUGCACAAGCCAGGCCUAUACAACUCACCCUACAGUGCUCAGUCACAUCCUGCGGCAAAGACCCAGACCUACAGACCCCUCUCCAAAAGUCACUCGGACAAUGGCACUGAUGUCUUUAAGGAUGCCGCCUCCCCUGUCCCUCCCCCACAUGUUCCUCCUCCUCCUCCUCCACUUCGGCCAAGAGAUCGAUCUUCAACAGAAAAGCAUGACUGGGAUCCUCCAGAUAGAAAAGUGGACACAAGAAAAUUUCGUUCUGAGCCAAGGAGUAUUUUUGAAUAUGAACCCGGGAAGUCAUCCAUUCUCCAGCAUGAAAGACCACCCCCUCUCCCAACAACUCUGACACCUGUUCCAAAAGAACCCGGCCGGAAGCCUCUUUCUGUUUCAAGAGACGGAGAAGUAACGGGUAGCCCCUCCCCUCCGCCCAGGACUGGCCUCCCCAUACCAAGCCCGUGCACCCCGACUCUUUCCCCCACCUUGACUGAUCGCAUAAAUCCAGAUGACAUAGAUUUAGAAAAUGAGCCCUGGUAUAAAUUCUUUUCAGAACUGGAGUUUGGACGCCCGCCCCCUAAAAAGGCUCUGGACUAUGUUCGAGAUCAUUCUUCUGGUGUUUCCAAUGAGGCCUCCCUGUAUCAAUCCUCUAUAGACAGAAGCCUGGAAAGACCUACUAGUUCUGCGAGCAUGGCCAGUGACUUUAGGAAAAGGAGGAAGAGCGAACCUGCGGUGGGGCCACCCAGGGGCUUGGAUCCAAGUGCGAGCAGGACCAGCCCAGGGCGAGCGGACCUCCCGGGACCAGGCGGCCCCGUGACAAAGUCUUUCAUCAGUUCUUCUCCUCCUUCCCCCUCAAGAGCAAAAGGUGGGGAUGAUAUAUGUCCGUCCCUUUACAGUUACUCAGGGCUCAACGGCAACCCCUCCAAUGAGUUAGAUUACUGUAACGCUUACAGACAGCAUUUGGAUGUCCCUCGUGACUCACAGAGGGCCAUUACUUUCAAGAACGGCUGGCAGAUGGCCCGACAGAAUGCAGAGGUCUGGAGCAGCACUGAGGAGACGGUGUCCCCGAAAAUCAAAUCCCGCAGCUGUGACGAUCUUCUAAACGAUGACUGUGAUAGCUUCCCCGACCCCAAAACCAAGUCAGAGAGUAUGGGUUCUCUGUUAUGUGAAGAGGACUCCAAGGACAGCUGCCCUAUAGCGUGGGCCUCCCCCUACAUCCAGGAGGGUCGGAGUAACGGCAGGUCAAGGUUCCGCCACAGGUCAGCCCACAACGCCCCGGGGUUCCUCAAAAUGUACAGGAAAAUGCAUCGCAUUAACCGCAAGGAUUUGAUGGCGUCGGAGGUGAUCUGCUCCGUCAAGUCGAGGAUAAUGCAGUACGAGAAGGAGCAGCAGCACAAGGGCUUGCUGCACGGAUGGAGCCAGUCCUCCACCGAGGAGGUGCCCAGGGACAUGGUCCCCACCCGCAUUUCUGAAUUCGAAAAGCUGAUUCAAAAGUCCAAGUCCAUGCCCAAUUUAGGAGACGAAAUGUUAUCUCCCAUCAGCCUAGAAGCUCAACAAAAUGGUUUAUGUCCCAAGAGGAGAUUUUCCAUUGAGUCUUUGCUGGAGGAAGAAGGUCAGAGCAGACACGCUUCGCAUAUGCAGCGGAGCUACGAGCCCCAAGCCCUGGUACCGAUUCAUAUCGAAGUCACUAGUGAUGAGCAGCCCAGAGCGCACGUAGAGUUCUCGGAUAGCGACCAGGACGGCGUCGUGUCUGACCACAGCGAUUACAUUCACGUCGAAGGAUCGUCCUUCUGCAGCGAGAGCGACUUCGAUCACUUUUCUUUCACGUCCUCUGAAAGCUUCUACGGGUCCAGCCACCAUCACCACCAUCACCACCAUCACCACCACCGACACCUGAUCAGCUCCUGCAAAGGCAGAUGCCCGGCCUCCUACACCCGGUUCACUACGAUGCUGAAACACGAAAGAGCCAAACACGAGAACACUGAAGAGCCCAGAAGACAAGAAAUGGACCCUGGGCUCUCUAAGCUUGCAUUUCUGGUCAGUCCCGUGCCUUUCCGGAGGAAAAAAAAUUCGACGCCCAAAAAACAGACUGAAAAGGCAAAAUGUAAAGCUUCUGUAUUUGAGGCUCUGGACUCUGCCCUUAAAGACAUCUGUGACCAGAUUAAAGCCGAAAAGAGAAGGGGAAGUCUGCCGGACAACAGCAUCCUGCACCGUCUCAUCAGUGAGCUUCUGCCGGAUAUCCCCGAGAGGAACUCGUCGCUUAGAGCUCUGAGAAGGAGCCCCAUGCACCAGCCUUUCCACCCACUGCCUCAGGACGGUGCUAUGCAUCGUCCGUUGUACCAGAACGAUUGUGGGAGAAUGCCUCACAGUGCCUCUUUCCAAGACGCGGACACCACCACCGCCAGCUACCGUCACCAAGACUAUGACAGUGCACGGAGUCUCCAAGACCAUGAGUCCCCUAGAAGUUAUGCAUCCACCAUGACUGACCUGGGGAGAAGCGCACCUCGGGAAAGAAGAGGAACUCCGGAAAAAGAGAAAUUGCCUGCAAAAGCUGUUUAUGAUUUUAAAGCUCAGACAUCUAAGGAGCUGUCGUUUAAGAAAGGAGAUACUGUCUACAUCCUCAGGAAAAUAGAUCAAAACUGGUAUGAGGGAGAGCACCACGGCAGAGUGGGCAUCUUCCCAAUCUCCUACGUCGAGAAACUCAUACCUCCCGAAAAAGCACAGCCCGCAAGACCCCCUCCGCCAGCGCAGCCUGGAGAAAUCGGAGAAGCUUUGGCCAAAUAUAAUUUCAGCGCUGACACAAAUGUGGAGCUAUCGCUGAGAAAGGGAGAUAGAGUUAUUCUUCUUAAAAGAGUUGAUCAAAACUGGUAUGAAGGUAAAAUCCCAGGAACCAGCAGACAAGGCAUCUUCCCUGUUUCCUAUGUAGAAGUUGUCAAGAAGAAUCCAACCACAGGUGCUGACGAUUACCCCGACCCUCCAAUCCCCCACAGCUACUCUAGUGAUAGACUCCACAGCUUAAGUUCCAAUAAGCCACAGCGUCCUGUGUUUACUCAUGAAAACAUUCAAGGUGGGGGGGAACCGUUUCAGGCUCUGUAUAACUAUACUCCUAGGAAUGAAGAUGAGCUGGAGCUCAGAGAAAGUGACGUCAUUGAUGUGAUGGAGAAGUGUGACGAUGGAUGGUUUGUGGGAACCUCAAGAAGAACCAAAUUCUUUGGUACUUUUCCCGGAAACUAUGUCAAGAGGCUGUGAAUCGCUGUCUCCCUACAUUGCAAGUCCCACUUCAGCACCACAUCUGCAGACCCUUGCCUGAAAGAGCCCCCUCACCCCCUGCCCCCACUGUCCUGCCUUCUGGUCUCCUCUAGAAGUCCCCCAGCCCUCCCCACCUCUACCUGCCACCAAACCACCAGCAAAGGGACUGCCGCUGCCCAGCCCUGGGGAGGCUGGGGGCUUGCUUCUGCGUGAACGUGCGUAGUCCUGAUUUCUGCUCUAAACUUGGAAAAGUCGCUAUGCGAGAUCAGAGAGAAGAUGGUUAGAGUUAGAAAGGGAGAAGUAUUUGAGGCAAAAAAAAAAAAAAAAAAGGAAAUAAUAUCUGAAGAAUCUCUCUAGUCCACUUUGAAAGGCUUUCUCCCCUCAGGCAACCAGAGAUUGUUUAUUCCUAAAUGCUGUGGUUUGUGUUUUCACAUUCUUAGCUUGGCAGUGUAUUUUCCUUUCACGAGUUUGCCUAGUGUCCUGGUUUACACGACAUGAAAAACUGUCCUUCGGCUAUUGUUUGCCUGCACUUACAUAUUGUAAUACGCACAGUGAUUACAAAACCUAAAGCAAGCGUAGGAAAGUUAAUUCGGAUGAGUGUGAUUUUAUUGAUUGAAUGUGAGUUUUCAAAUAGGAGUCUUUUCCUGCAGUUUUUUUUCUGUACUUUUUAGAAGUGCAAACCGUUAAGUGAAUAAGAGCCUUUGGUAAUAAUCAUGAGACUAUAAGAGGUUUAGCUAGACUACAAAAAAAAAAAAAAAAAAAAAAAAAAAAAACCAACAAAAAAACAAAAACCUAUUGUGUUGUAAAGUUGCAUUGCUAUUUUAUAUUAAAAUGUAAUAAUCAGCAUCAUGAACAAUGAGCUCUUAGUGUUUUAUUUAUCUGGUAAAAUUUUAAUAAAAGCAGUGUUAGUGAGAGGUGCAAAGAAUUAUUCUAACGUAGACACUUGAAAGUAUCUGUAAGCAAUAUUCAUAGGUAAGUUUUCACUGUGUGCACACAUAUACAUUUGAGAUUGUACGAGAACAGACAAUCCAUAUGGUGUGUUGUACAUUUUAUGGAAAUGUAAAGGAAUCCCACACGUUAUUUUAUAGAAAUAGAGUACUUCAGAAGCAUCACAAGUAUUAUGGCUGGUUUUAGCAAGGAUUAUGAUCAAUACAAUUAUUUUUACUACGAUAGUUAUUUUUCUUCUACGGAACUCAGAAUCCUGGCAACAUUUGAGGACAGGAAUAUGUUGAGCCUGAUUUUCCUGGUGUGUGUGAAAUAUUUCCUUGGAAUCCAUGAGGCACUUUCGGAAGCAAUGUUAAAUCCUUCAGGUUAUGUUUUCUGCCCUGAAGUAGAAAUUCACAAAUUGGCUCUGGGACCUGAAAGAUUUAACGUGGCUAACAGUGCCUGAACUACACAUACCUUGAGAACUAGCUUUGUAUUUCUUAUGACUUUGCAUAAGAACUAUUCAUAUCUGGAUCUUGAGCACCUUAUAGAUUAAACUUUUUAUGGCAUUUCUUCUGUGGACAGUGAUUGAUCUUUUCACAAUGUACGUAGACUCCAGAAUUUUGUACAUACGUUUGCUCCUUUUUUUGUACAGACUAUUUAGUCGUCGAGAAAAACGGAAAUUUCCUAAUUUGGUCUUUCUCUUUCACUUUAAACUAAGCUAAAACACUUUCCAACAGAUUAUCCUUCACAUAUCCCGCAGAUCACAAGCACGCCUUGAUUGUGCAAUUCUGUAAGAUAGAAUUUAUGCAAACAUUUAUGAACUUAAAAGAUCUUAGCAGCCAAACUGAAAUGUACUGAUUACAGAGGAGUUUCAUUCGUUAGAAGGUAAAGAAACAUCUUCGAGUAGCCUACCUUGAUAACUGUCAAGUUUGCAAUCAGCUUUAUAUCUUAAAGGCUUUGGGUUUGAAAUUAAGUCAAGUGCAUGCAGCUUUGCUGAUAAAUGAGUAAUUAUCCUUGAUGCCAUUUAUGAGAAAAGAUUUCAAUAUCUGUUGCCUGUCAUAUUUAAGAAAAAUUACUGUUUCUACUCUCUGUAUCUGAUUUUAAAAGAAAAAAAAAUGUUCAUACCUGGCUUUCAGGUAAUUGACUUUGAAUUCUUACAAGCGAAGGUCAUUGUGUUUUUCUUGAAUAGACACCUAAUAAAUUUUGCUUGGAAGUAUA
This is a messenger RNA of Mustela lutreola (European mink), 7713 nucleotides long. It is a transcript of the gene SORBS2, whose product is annotated as sorbin and SH3 domain containing 2. Gene Ontology annotation, molecular function: protein binding. Gene Ontology annotation, biological process: Notch signaling pathway. The record is from RefSeq and is a predicted model, not a curated record. Gene Ontology annotation, cellular component: plasma membrane; dendrite; synapse. NCBI's taxonomy places the organism in Eukaryota, Metazoa, Chordata, Mammalia, Carnivora, Mustelidae. Bases 1033 to 5568 code for a protein of 1511 amino acids. The transcript is spliced from 27 exons.